Caenorhabditis angaria is the source of this 1294-nucleotide messenger RNA. NCBI's taxonomy places the organism in Eukaryota, Metazoa, Nematoda, Chromadorea, Rhabditida, Rhabditidae. The record is from the annotation of a GenBank genome assembly.
AUGAACGUGCUACUGUUAAUCGCAUUGCUACCCGCUCUCAUAUCUGCAUACAAGGAUCGAGAAUGCGGUGCAGAUUUAUCCAAUCUAUGGCUCGAUGUUGUUGUGGUUGUUGACAAUUCAGCUGGUAUGACGCAAGACGGUUUGAGUCAAGUUAUUGGCGAUGUUUCGACAGUGUUGACAAAUGGAACCAGAAUCGGGACACAAUAUGCUGACCCAAGAUCUACACGCGUUGGAAUUGUCACUUAUAAUUCAGAUGGCACAAUUGUGAGUUCAAUUAUUUCGGUAAAAUCAAAUGAUACAGUAUUUAGGCAGCGAAUCUUGACGCGUUCAAUUCAACUGAUGGUCUUAUUGGAGGUAUGUACGAUGCAAUUGGAAUUGUGAGCACACAAAAAUUAUCAUAUCUUGAAACUGGACUUUCUCAAGCAGAAACAGUACUCAAUCAAGGACGUCGAGGAGUUCGAAAAAAUUAUAAACAAGUUGUGAUUGUUUAUGCAUCAGCAUAUCAGUUAGUUAAAUUAAAUUAACACUUUGCGGGGAAAAAAUCGAUUUGAUUUCAGAGGAACUGGAGCUCAAGAUCCAGUACCAGCUGCAGAUCGGUUGAAAGAAUCUGAUGUGGCUAUCAUAACUGUCGCCUUUGAACAAGAGGGUAAUACAGAUCUUCUUGAACCACUUUCACAGAUUGCCAGUCCUGGUUUCAACUUCACCAGUAAAGACGUUGAUCUUGUUGGUGAAAUUGAGGGAGCACUUCUUCAAAGUGAGUCGGCAAAGGUUUCUGCCACAUUUUUUUAAUUUUCAAUUUUCAGCCAACUGCUUCUGCCCGGAUUUAUGGUUUCAAUAUAGCGCAGACUAUAACGACCUCGCUGCACAAAGAUUCGGAGUUUGUGUCAAAUCAGCGGGACUUCAAGCGAGUUGGACAUCUGCCAAAUUUGCUUGUCAGCAUUUUGCCUCGAAUGCAUUUUUGGUCAGCGAAUUCAGUCAACAAAAACAUGACUUCGUAUUCCAACUCAUUAAAAACGACAAAACAAUGACGUCACCCUUCAUGUAUCACAUUGGAUUGAGUCGAAUCAAUGGAGUUUGGUCAUGGCAACAACCAGGAGGACAAACGUUGCCAGUUCAAAAUUACACCAAUUGGAAUCCCGGGUACCCAACCGAUGUUUCAGCAGAUAGUGCUGCACUGAACAGUCCAACUGGCGAUGAUCUUGUUGUUGGAUGGCAAAACAUCAAUCCAUACACAGUUGCCAAGAACUAUGUUUGUGAAUCGCGAGCUUGUGAUACCGAUAAUUAUUGUCCUUGA